Molecule: messenger RNA, 1005 nt
Organism: Penicillium brevicompactum
Lineage: Eukaryota; Fungi; Ascomycota; Eurotiomycetes; Eurotiales; Aspergillaceae
Exons: 1
Coding region: 1-1005 (334 amino acids)
Source: RefSeq, a predicted model, not a curated record
AUGAUUGAGAACCCGACGACUCGGUUUCGACUAGUCUUUGUUUUGCCUGGAGCUCUUGAGUCAAAUGGGAGCUUAGGAAAAGCACACGAGCUUGAAGCGGAAACCAAUUAUGUCCCGUCGCCAUCAAUGGCCCUGGAACAUCAGCCUAUGGGAGCACGAUUAACCAGGGACAAUGCCCAACCAGAGGAUAGAGCGAUGAACGUUGCAUGCCCAAUAAAAGCGGAAAGUACAGCUGUGCUUUCUGAACAAAGACCUACCAGGUCUGCUAUUUCUGACAUUUGUCUGACAUUGUCAACUGCAACAAAGCAAUCUCGUUCCACGGAGAGAAAGUUGUUAGGCUACCUUGCAGACGGAGCUCAAAUGCACUCUAUGUAUUACUUGCGAGACCUUGCCGAAAUCCCGAAGCUACAAUCGCUGGAAGAUCUCCUCGCAUCAUCCUCAACAAUCAUCCAAGCCCAAAUGAAGGGUGCAUUUUUCUUCAGCCCCAAAGAUCGUCUCAGUUUGGCUGUCGAGCUCGCGUAUAGUGUUCUUCGACUACAUGGGAAUUGGCUCAAAUCUCAAUGGCGAGCUCGCGACAUCAAGUUCAUUGGAAAGCCGACCGGCGGACUCGGCCAUGCUGCACUUUCUUUGAGUGUUGCGCGUGGAGUAGAAGCCUCAACCAUGUGCAGGGAAGGGGCAAAUUCGGCCCUAAUCCGAAACGAAAUUCUCUUCCCUCUAGGCGUUGUCCUCAUUGAGCUCUCACUUUGCCAGCCAAUAGAGCUGCUUCGUUCACCAGAAGAUCAUGACGAUAACGAGGCAACAGCGACUCUUAAGACAGCCACCCGAUUGUUGCGAUAUGUGGAACCAUCGAGUGGCCAUUUGUAUGGUGAUGCGGUCGAGCAAUGUCUCUUCGGGCACUGGACGUCCGGCAACAACAUAGAAGACGAAACUAUGCAAGAAGAGAUAUACCAAACAGUUGUCUCUCCAUUGGCUGAGAAUUUGAAGAACUUUGUGAGGGGCUUAUAG